AUGUGGUUUGAAGGUCCAAUAUGGCUCUCUCAAGACCAAGAAAAUUGGCCAGUAUUAACACCAACAAUUUCUGAUGAAUUGCCUGGUGUUCGGAAGAACGUUUGUUUAUUUUCUAUUCCUAAUGAUACCUUAGAACGUUUUUCUUCUUACACUAAACUCUUAAAUAUUUGUUCAUAUUGGCUCCGUUAUCUUAAAAAUAAUCCAUUUAAAUAUAAAGCUUUAAGUGUAGAGGAAAAAUUACAAACAGAAAUUAGAAUUUUAAAAAUAGUUCAAAAUGAACAAUUUUCUGCUGAAAUAGAACAAUUAAAAGAAACUGGUGAGACUAAAAAUUUACGUUUAAGAGGUCUUAAUCCAUUUAUUGACGAUAACGGUUUACUUAGAGUUGGUGGGCGUUUGAAACAUGCUCCAAUUUCAUUUACUAAAAAACAUCCAAUAUUAUUACCUUCGCAUCAUCAUAUUACUGAUAUAAUUAUACGAGAAAUACAUAAAAAUAGUUUUCAUUCAGGCAUACAAAGUACUUUAUCCAAUUUAAGACAUAAAUUUUGGAUAUUAGAUGGUAAAAACCAGGUAAGACAAAUUACACGCAAUUGUACUGACUGUAUAAAAAAUCGACCUGUACCAUUACAUGGCAAAAUGGCAUAUUUACCUAGUUCUAGAGUCAGUGAAUCAACCCCAUUUUCUCAUGUAGGUGUUGAUUAUUUUGGACCAUUGUUUAUUAAAGAACGUAAAUAUAGAAAUAGGACUACAAUCACAAUUUAUGGUUGUGUUUUUAUUUGUAUGGCAACUAAAGCAGUACAUAUUGAAAUUGCCAGUGAUUUAACUUCUGAUGGUUUUCUGGAUGCCUUCGGACGAUUUAUAGGUCGUCGAGAUAUUCCUUCUCAUGUAUACUCAGAUAAUGGUACUAGUUUUAUUGGAGCAAAUAAUCAAUUACGUGAAUUAUACAAUUUAUUCACACCACAAUCACACCAGAAUUUAGUUAACCAAUAUGCAAUACAGAAAAACAUCAACUGGAGUCUAUUAGUAUUGUAUUACAUUGCGAACGAAGCGAGCUCUGAUGAUGGCAAAGACCAAAGUCAGGCUGAAGAUGUCGUUAAUGUAAAAGAGGGGCAAGAAGCUGUAGAUUUUCAAGGUAAAGAAGAAUAA
Messenger RNA from Chrysoperla carnea, 1143 nucleotides. RefSeq lists its product as uncharacterized. NCBI's taxonomy places the organism in Eukaryota, Metazoa, Arthropoda, Insecta, Neuroptera, Chrysopidae. Bases 1 to 1143 code for a protein of 380 amino acids. The record is from RefSeq and is a predicted model, not a curated record. Gene Ontology annotation, molecular function: nucleic acid binding. The transcript has 2 exons.